This is a messenger RNA of Myotis lucifugus (little brown bat), 1606 nucleotides long. Its product is annotated as aromatase. Gene Ontology annotation, molecular function: oxidoreductase activity, acting on paired donors, with incorporation or reduction of molecular oxygen; heme binding; monooxygenase activity. Bases 39 to 1556 code for a protein of 505 amino acids. NCBI's taxonomy places the organism in Eukaryota, Metazoa, Chordata, Mammalia, Chiroptera, Vespertilionidae. The transcript is spliced from 9 exons. The record is from RefSeq and is a predicted model, not a curated record.
GACUUUAACGUGCCUCCCUUGAGAUCAAGGAUCACAGUAUGAUUUUGGAAAUGCUGAACCCAGUGCAUUAUAACAUUACCAGCGUAGUAGUGCCUGAAGCCGUUCCUGUUGCCACCAUGCCCAUCCUGCUGCUCACCGGCUUUCUCUUUUUGGUCUGGAAUUAUGAGGACACAUCCUCAAUCCCAGGUCCUGGCUAUUGUAUGGGAAUUGGGCCCCUCAUCUCCCACUUCAGGUUCCUGUGGAUGGGGAUUGGCAGUGCCUGCAACUACUACAACAAGAUGUACGGAGAGUUCAUGAGAGUCUGGGUAUGUGGAGAGGAAACACUCAUUAUCAGCAAGUCCUCAAGCAUGUUCCACGUAAUGAAGCACAAUCACUACAUCUCCCGAUUCGGCAGCAAACUUGGGCUUCAGUGCAUCGGCAUGCAUGAGAAUGGCAUCAUAUUUAACAAUAAUCCAGCCCUCUGGAAAGUUGUUCGACCUUUCUUUACAAAAGCUUUGUCUGGCCCCGGCCUUGUGCGCAUGGUGACAAUUUGUGCUGAAUCGAUCAUAAGGCACCUGGACAGUUUGGAGGAUGUCAGAAGCGAGUCGGGCACUGUCAACGUGCUGACCCUCAUGCGGUGCAUCAUGCUGGACACCUCUAACAUGCUCUUCCUAGGGAUCCCCUUGGACGAAAACGCCAUCGUAAUUAAAAUCCAGGGUUAUUUUGAGGCAUGGCAAGCUCUCCUUCUCAAACCAGACAUCUUCUUUAAGAUUUCUUGGCUAUACAAAAAAUAUGAAAAGUCUGUCAAGGAUUUGAAAGAUGCCAUAGAAAUUCUGAUAGAAGAAAAAAGACACAGGAUUUCCACAGCAGACAAACUGGAAGACUGUAUAGAUUUUGCCACUGAGUUGAUUUUUGCUGAGAAGCGUGGUGACCUGACAAGAGAGAAUGUGAACCAGUGCAUAUUGGAGAUGCUGAUCGCAGCCCCAGACACCAUGUCUGUCUCUGUGUUCUUCAUGCUAUUCCUCAUUUCAAAGCACCCUAAUAUUGAAGAAGCAAUAAUGAAGGAAAUCCAGAGUGUUGUUGGUGAUAGAGACAUACGAAUUGAUGAUAUUCAGAAAUUGAAAGUGGUGGAAAACUUUAUUUAUGAGAGCAUGCGGUACCAGCCUGUUGUGGACUUGGUCAUGCGUAAAGCCUUACAGGAUGACAUCAUUGAUGGCUACCCAGUGAAAAAGGGGACUAAUAUUAUCCUGAAUAUUGGAAGAAUGCAUAGACUUGAGUUUUUCCCCAAGCCUAAUGAAUUUACUCUUGAAAACUUUGCAAAAAAUGUUCCUUACAGGUAUUUUCAGCCAUUUGGUUUUGGGCCCCGUAGCUGUGCAGGGAAAUACAUCGCCAUGGUGAUGAUGAAAGUCAUCCUGGUUACACUUCUGAGACGAUUCCACGUGCAGACACCGCAAGGUCGAGUAUGUGUUGAUGAGAUGCUGGUAAAAAAUGACUUGGCCGUGCACCCAGAUGAGACUAGCAACUUCCUGGAUAUGAUUUUUAUCCCAAGAAAUUCAGACAAGUGCCUCAAAUGCUGAAGAAGAUUGGUCAGUACCUACUCUGGAGCACUUCUCAUCAGUAGUUCACA